ACACACACACACACACACACGCACGCACACACACACACACACACACGCACGCACGCACAAACACACACACACACACACACACACACACAAACAGAGCAGCAGCGCUAUGGAUGACGGCAGGGAGGGAGAGCGCCGCCGUCGCAGCACCAGCGACGAUGAGGUGGUGCGUGGGGGCGGCUCGACCCAUCAAGCCGAGGACACUGAGAGUGAUGACAGCAGUGACUUCAUCAUGACGGUGACACACACCGACGACGACGACGACGAGGAUGACGAGGAGUACGACGUGGUGAUGGAUGUUGAGGGCGAAGAUGACAGUGAAGAGGAUGACGGUGUCUCCCUUGCAGACCUUGUUGCUGAUGGGCCAAGCUGGAACCUCCUCGCAGCACUGCUCGGCCGCAGCGGUGACGCAGGCCUGCGUGAGGACAGUGAGUUCAUGACGGAGGAAGAAAUGCAGGAGGAGGAGAUGGAGCAGGAACAGCGAGCACAGUCGUCCGGUGCCACCAUGCACCAUGACAACGACGACGAUGACGAUGACAGUGACGACGAUGGCAAAGGCAAUGGCAGCCCAUUCCUUGAGCGCGCCGUUGAUGGCAGCGGCAGCAGCGAUGAACCUCCGCGCUCAGAUUACUUGGCCUCCCACCCCAAUGCCAGACUGUGCCGUCCCCUCAAAGCACAGCGGCUUCGUCGACGUGCAGCGGCAGCACGCCACGGCGUGUCUCGCAGUCAGCACGCAGUUCACCCUCGCAUCAAGGGCACACAUCUGCACCACGUCCUCGGCCUGUCCACGGGCAUGACAAGCGUUCGCCUCGGCAACCUCCACAACACCGCACUCAUUCAUCACGAGUUUCAGCGGGGUCGGCUUGGACUGAAGGGCCUGCAGGCGCCACACCGCGUGUAUCUCAUGCGGGAACAGCUGCCAAACUUCUGUAAAUACAAGCAAGCGCAGUUCCGUGAGCACGUGUUCUGUGGCGCGUACAGCAGCAAUGGCUCCAUGUUCAUGAGCGCAUGCCAAGACGAUGUGCUCCGGUUGUACGACACCUCCCGGGACGUGUGGUCCCUUCGCCGCAGCGUGUACGCUCGCGAUGUCGGCUGGGCCGUCGUGGACACGUGCUACUCGCCAAACCAGAUGUAUCUCAUCUACUCGUCCUGGUCAAACGCCAUUCGUCUCAUCACACUCGAGGGCGACAGACACGAGGACCUGGUGUACAACCGAAACAACGGACACACCUGCCCGUUCUCCAUCCGCUUCUCGCAGGACUCGUCUGAGAUUGUUGCUGGUGUGAGCGGGGGCACGGUAGUGGUGUAUGACAUCAACCGCGACAUGUUGCAUCACGACUUCACGGCGCACAGGGAGGACGUGAACGCCGUUGCCUUUGCGGACGAAUCGACCAACGUCUUCAUCAGCGGAUCAGAUGACGCAAUCUGCAAGGUGUGGGACCGGAGAACAAUUGACGGAUCGCGCGCGUCGCCCGUCGGUGCUUUCCGCGGACACACACAUGGCAUCACCUUCAUCGACAGCAAGAACGACGGGCGGUAUUUUAUUUCGCAGGGGAAGGAGUCGUCGAUCAAGCUGUGGGACAUGCGGGCGAUGCAGACAGAGCAGGAGGCGCAGCCGCCCCUCAUCCGCAUGAUGGAUUAUCGAUGGGGCGUGCGCAGGCAGCCCGCGUCACAGCGGCGCCGUCUGCGUGGCGAUGCGUCUGUGAUGACAUACACGGGGCACCUCGUGUCGCGUACGCUGAUGCGCGCUCGCUUCUCGCCCUCAUUCUCCACAGGGCAGAGGUAUGUGUAUGCCGGCUGCACGACGGGCCGCGUGUUCAUCUGGGAUGUGCUCACGGGCGCCGUCGUCUCAAGCAGAGAGGUGCACAACGGCAUUGUUCGCGACGUCUCUUGGCAUCCAUUCAAACCAAUCCUCGCCACAUCCUCGUGGGAUGGCACAGUCAAGACGUCCACAGCGUACAUGCCCAACACAACAACAGCAGCCCCUCAGCCCUCCAUGUUCCACACGCCAGUCCUCAACCAAGACGACGACGAGUAGAAAUACAGAGAGAGAGAGAGUGAGAGGAGAGAGAGAGAGUGUGUGUGUGUGUGCGUGUAUGUGUGCGGAUGUGCGUGUGUGCGUUGUGCGCGCCUUAGUGGUUUUGCAUCGCUCUUCUCCCACUUUGACCGAAUUUUAUUAAAGAUAUCCAUAACUA
This is a messenger RNA of Salpingoeca rosetta, 2192 nucleotides long. Its product is annotated as WD repeat domain 23. The record is from RefSeq and is a predicted model, not a curated record. Gene Ontology annotation, biological process: proteasome-mediated ubiquitin-dependent protein catabolic process. Gene Ontology annotation, cellular component: Cul4-RING E3 ubiquitin ligase complex. Gene Ontology annotation, molecular function: protein binding. The transcript is spliced from 13 exons. The coding region runs from base 107 to 2035 and encodes 642 amino acids. NCBI's taxonomy places the organism in Eukaryota, Choanoflagellata, Craspedida, Salpingoecidae.